This is a messenger RNA of Trichoderma gamsii, 972 nucleotides long. RefSeq lists its product as hypothetical. The record is from RefSeq and is a predicted model, not a curated record. The coding region runs from base 1 to 972 and encodes 323 amino acids. Lineage: Eukaryota; Fungi; Ascomycota; Sordariomycetes; Hypocreales; Hypocreaceae. The transcript has a single exon.
AUGUAUGCAACAAGGCUUAUCCAAGUGCUGGUCGCGGUGGUGUCCAUCCUAUGUGUGGUGCAGGCUACCUGGUGGGAUGUCCAAAAGGUUCACCACCGGGGCUUGAUUCGACGAGACGACAACCCCCUUAGUGGUAUCACCGGCGGCGGCGGCGGCGGCGACUCAUCGAGCUCUGCAGGCGCAGACGAUUCAUCCAGCAAAACAGCAGCCCCGGCGCCUCAACAGUCUUCGAGCGCUGCGCCGCAGCAACAGUCUCAGUCUUCGGCUGAUACGCCAUCAAGCUCUGCCGCCUCUCCAACGUCUGCUGCCCCUACUUCGGCUGCGCCCUCUUCAACUCCCAGCGCAGCAGACAGCAGCUCUACACCUCCGCCUACACAAGCUGGUCCCACCUCUGCCAGCUCUAGCACUCCGUCCGCAACAGAAGGUGCUGGUUCUUCCACCACUCCUCCCCCGUCCCAGACCUCAUCUAGCCAGGCCAGCGAAGGCGACAGCAGCAGCGAAGGCGGUAGCAGCAAGACUUCUGCUGCUGGGGGCAAUGAUAACAACGCCGCGGCUCCUACUACAACACCACCCCCUGUUUCGACCAAGGUUGAGGUUAUCGUCAAGACCGCCAGCGAUGGAUCCAAGACUACCGAGACUACCACAACAAGGACCACCCAGACCGCGGGCCUCAACGCAGAUAACUCCAAGGCUUCUUCAGGCAUGUCAGUGCAGACCCGCAACACCAUCAUUGGCGUUGUGGUUGGUGUUGGCGGUGCCGUCAUUCUGGGCGCGCUUGCACUAGUUGCCUUCCGAGUCUGGGGCCGCAAGAAGCAUGCUGAAGAGGCUGACGGGCUCAUGGCUUACGAUGUCGAUAUCAGUGCCGCAGAGAAGUCUCCCCGAGGUAGUUCAUCGGGCAACGGUCCUCGAAACCCAUUCCAGUCGACAUUGGAGAAUUACCACCAGCCAGUAAACGCGUCGGCCAACUUUUAA